Messenger RNA from Ectocarpus siliculosus, 1311 nucleotides. NCBI's taxonomy places the organism in Eukaryota, Phaeophyceae, Ectocarpales, Ectocarpaceae. The record is from the annotation of a GenBank genome assembly.
AUGAUGGUCUGCCCGUUUCGUCGAAGCCAGCCGUCUGCUGCGCAGGAGGGCGGCGGCAGCGGCGGCGCAGGAGGGUCAGGGCGUCCCCUCAGCGUCGGGCGAAGCAGGACUGGACGUACCGCGGAGACCAGGAGAGCGCUCAGGAAGAGAAGUCAAUCCGUGGGGGACAAGAUGGCUCUGGUUGGGCCGGGAGCGCCGUCGCCCACCACGUUCAGCCCGCAGGCGCCGGUGCAGCCCAACCUCCUCCUUUACCACGUCUCGAGACCGGAGCCACGAGCGCGCUGGGUCUUCAACCUCUCCAAGCACACCAACGUGACGGACAGCGGGCCCCCGCCGGAGACCAUCACCUCCACCAUCGACAAGAAGCGGCCGAACCUGGGCGGCCUUGUGUGGGUCAACGCGGUCGCGGGCAGCCUCCACUGCUGCCUGCAGAAAGGGGUCAAGAAUAAGGCCGUAACUCCGGUGCCGGCUAAUGUAUUGGACGGCUGGCUCAACGGACAAACCGGGCUCUGGUGGAUAGGCGCUCUGAAGGAAGGGCACCGGGCGCUGUGGGACUCCCACGUGGUGAUGAACUGGGCCAUGGUCUUCAUACCCUCUUCGCCGGAGAUCGCUGCGAAGAACAACAUGGAGGUUUGGCACGACAAGUGCUUGCCCGGCAGCCUGCGCGUGGCCCGGCCGGGGGAGCUCACCCGCAAGAUCUUGGACAUCGUAGCCGACGACCAGGACAAGGAGCCAUCGCAGGUGGUCCACACGCACCUCUGCAUCCUCCUGGCGGAGGGAGACGACCUCGAGCUGAAAAGGCCGAGGAUGUUUUCGUCCGUAACGACGCCUUCUCCCGGGGAGACCCCUACCUCGAAAAAGGCGCUGAGCCACUCGCGCUCGAUCUCUUCGUUUGACCUGGGCCCGUCUCUCGAGAAAAACGGCUUGGCAAGGGCAGGAGACGCGUCCCUCGGGGCCAUCACAAAUCGGAACGUGGCAGGAAUUGAGGAAGCGCUGGAGAAGGUUGCCAAGUACCGCGAGCGGAUUGUGAUCUUGAAAGACGACCGCCGCGCCAAGAAGGCUCUGAUGGAUCAACUUCGGCACGAGCUCGAAGAGAAGGAGGCUACUCUCUCCGCCGAGAAUGAACGGCUUCGCCUCGAACGUAACGACAUCAAGGACCGUGCCAAGGGGCUCUGGGUCGACCUCGAGAACCUUCGCCGUGACGCGAACGAUUGGCCAUCGGUGAUCGGUCCUGUGGGAACAAUGCUCCGUCCUCUCGAGAACGCGUGGUCAAUGGUCUAACCGCUAAGGCAUGCAAAACAUAAGAGUACG